GGCGUCUUGGUGAAUUUUCCUUCGGUCAUUGUCAAGGUUGUCAAAGAUAAAAAAAAAAUCUCUAUUCCGUUACACCAGAGCAGGAUACUUAUUUCUCGUAACUUGAAGAAAUUUAUUCAGGCUGUCUGUCGUGUCGGUCCAUCUCUCGUCUUUAUCUCCGCACGUUGGAGAUGGUAUAAAAGACACAACAAGUUGAGGAAAGAUUCUCAUCUCGCAGCUUCACAAUAAUGUUCGCUCGCAUAUCAGCCUUCUCUCUCGCUAUUUUAGCUCUGCCUCUCCUCGUGGCUAGCAGUGCCGUCCCAAGGCAAGAGACCAACACGAACGUUACCGGCGGGAUGUGCAACACCGGUUCAGCCCAGUGCUGCAAGUCUGUUCAGGACCCCAAGUCAGAGGCCUCCCAGAACGCCCUUGGUCUUUUGGGAAUUCUCGUUGGUGAUGUCACCGCCAACGUUGGUCUCACCUGUGACCCCAUCACGGUGGUUGGUCUCGGCACCACCUCGUGCUCUAACCAACCUGUGUGCUGCGAGAACAACAGCUUCAACGGCGUUGUUGCUCUAGGCUGCACUCCCAUCAACGUGGUUGUUUAGAUAUUACCUACCAUGUAGCGUUUUCUCUUUUUUUACAGUUGUGAUAAUCAUUAUUAUACGUGAAAGAAAAAAGACGGAAACGAAAACUCGAGCGGUCUUGGG
This is a messenger RNA of Guyanagaster necrorhizus, 689 nucleotides long. Its product is annotated as fungal hydrophobin. The transcript is spliced from 5 exons. Gene Ontology annotation, molecular function: structural constituent of cell wall. The coding region runs from base 228 to 587 and encodes 119 amino acids. NCBI's taxonomy places the organism in Eukaryota, Fungi, Basidiomycota, Agaricomycetes, Agaricales, Physalacriaceae. Gene Ontology annotation, cellular component: fungal-type cell wall. The record is from RefSeq and is a predicted model, not a curated record.